Penicillium hordei is the source of this 480-nucleotide messenger RNA. RefSeq names its product alpha/beta hydrolase. Lineage: Eukaryota; Fungi; Ascomycota; Eurotiomycetes; Eurotiales; Aspergillaceae. The record is from RefSeq and is a predicted model, not a curated record. Gene Ontology annotation, molecular function: hydrolase activity. The transcript has 2 exons. Bases 1 to 480 code for a protein of 159 amino acids.
AUGCAUUCAGUCACCCUUUCUGUGUUCACUAGCAAGUCAUUCACAAACCACUCGAGACCAGCAGUGUACAUUAUCCACGGCGGCGGCCAAAUAGCCGGGGACCGAUUCAGCGCGAUAGACAGCCUAAUCCGCUUAUUUGAAGGUAUUGAUUUUGUCAUACUAUCUGUUGAAUACCGUCUGGCCCUAGAGCAUCCAGCCCCGGCGGCUUUGAACGACAGCUAUGCAGGGCUAGUCUGGGUAGCGGACCACGCAGCCGAACUUGGGAUUGACCCUGCACAAAUCAUGAUUCUGGGCGGCUCUGGUGGCGGUCCCAUCGCAGCAGGAUGCUCCUUGCUUGAACGACAAAACCAGCACCCAACGCUAAACCUGCUUGCACAAAUGUUGAUUACGCCUAUGCUGGAUGACCAAGGUCAGACAUUGUCGGCGAAGCAGUUUGAGCAUGUUGGACCGUGGUGUGCGGCUACCAACCAGAUGGCAUGA